AUGACGAUAGAGGUCUCAAGUUUAGAAUGGUUAGAUUCACAGUGGUCGGUUUGUUCAAAUUUACGAAAAAUUUUCGGUGGUUUGGCUAUUGGUUUUGUCAUUUUGAAUUUUGGAUUCGUGGAUUUAGAAUCUUGUGCUGCUGCGAUUGUGAUGGCACUAGGCAGAAAGCAAGCUUUUUCAAUGCUAAGUAAGAAAAAAAGAGGAUUUGUUGCUGCACUGGGCAGUAAGACAAUCAGAAAAGUACAGUCAUCUUUUUGGCAAGCAUUAGAAGCAAAGGCCGAAGAAAGAAAUUCAUCAAAGCCUUCAAAGGAUACAGAGGAGUAUCGUCUGGGAAAUGAAGAGGAUUCAUUUGCAAAGUCAUUGACUAAUGUAAAUGUAUCGCUUCAAUCCAAUUCUUCUGGUAGUUAUGUGACAGCUUUCUGUGAAAGUGCUGGUUCCAAUGAGAUGAUCAGAAUUAUGACUCCAACUGCAUCUGCUGCUAAAGAUGUGGACAAAAACUCCAGGAGACAAGGAAGUUUUGAUGCUGAUUCCGGAAAGGGUGGUUCACCUCCUCCGCCGCAACAUGUUACCGAUAUUCCGGAUUUGGAAAUUCAUGAUGGUUAUUUUUGCUUGGUUGAAUUUUUUGGCCUCUGUGAGACGAUAGCGUCAGUACUGCCUUCUCGGAUAUCACGGAAGGACUCGCUCGAAUUGUUGAAUAAAGAAACUCGAAGCGUGCAAGUUAUCUUAGAAGAACUUCAAUCGGAGGCAGUCAGUGCGAGUGUGAAAGCGAAAAAUUUGGCUGCUCUGAAUCGAAUCAUACUUCAGUGCAAAGACUACAUGCAACGUCAUUCAUUACGGCAAGAUUUGAUGUCGUUGGGUCUAUUCAAUGCACUACCCAGCCUGAUUGAAUCGCGAAAUCAAGCAGUGGAAUCAGAACUGGAAAUAUUUUUCGCUAGUGAAUCCAACGAUAAUCUCGUAGGUAGUGGUACCCGUCAUCCGAUCGAUAUUUUCCAAGCAGCAUACGUAAAAUUAAAGCACUCAACGUCAGCUGAGAUUUUGCUGGAUAUACUAGAGCUUAUUGCGAAGAUUCAACCAAACGGCAAAAGACUGCGAGGUGUACUUUAUUAUCUUCAAAGAGGUCACUUGCGAAGUGAAGGAGUGCAAACUGAAGCAGUAACAAAAGACGAUUCAUGUAAUGUCGUACCUUCUGAAGAUGAUACCAGGUGCACUAAUGUUCAAAGCCACUUGAUGUUUAAUCAAUCCUCGCUAGUGUUACAGACAAUAAGACGGCCUCGAUCAACUUCUCGAAUGAAACGCUGUAGUGAAAGUCGACAGACCGAAAUGGCAAAUAUUCCAUUCAUAGAUGAUGAUAUUCCUGCAGUACCUUCUAGCAUAAAACCAGAUGAAAAGAGUGACGAGAAAAAUUACAGUUUGAAGGAAUCACCAAAAUCACUGCAGUAUUUACCACCUAUUGAGAAAGAAAGUACAGCGAAGCCGCCGAUUACUUCUGUACCUCCUCCACCUCCUUUGCCUCCACCUCCUCCCGAGUUUCUGAAUACUUCACUUCUAAAAAAAAUACCGGCCACUGAACCUCCAGUUGUCGUCAAAUCGAUUUCUGUAUACAAAAAGCAAUGUGCAACCAAUACGGUUGCAUGGGAGGCAGUGAAGCCAGAAAUGAUAGUGACACGGUCGACUAUCUGGAGUGAUCAAAGUGGCAUUUAUGCUGAAUUUAAUCAGCAAGAACGUGAACGGCUGGAAAAAGUUUUUGAACGAACGCGUCCAUGCAAUUCGCGUAUUGCCGCUACUCAGGAGCAAACUCGAAAUGCUGGUGCUGAUCAUAGAAAGCAAAGUGCAGCAUUUGGUGUUCUUACGGAAAAGCGGGCACUCAAUUUAGGCAUCGUCCUUGCAAGAUUCCGUCCACUUACAUUGGAGCAAUUAAUACAGAAAAUGGAAUCGCUUGCAAUUAGUGAUCUUUCUCUCGACUAUUUAACUUCUCUUUUGAAGCACUUCCCAUCAUCCGAUGAGCUUGCGUGUUUUGCUAAAAUGAAGACCGCCGAUAAUAUGAAAGAUGCAGAAUUAUUUUGCUUCUUAAUUGCUCAAAAACGAUUAUUGAAGUUGCGUAUAGAAUUGAAAGUUCUUGCUGACAAUAUUGUAAGCGAUUCAACUUUCGCUGCUGGUGCUUCUGGAUUUACACUGUCAUCAUUUUUGGCUGCUCUGAACACAAAAGGAAAUGGUGCAGCAGCUAACAUACGUCUUGUUGAUGUUUUAGCAGAAUAUGCUGAUGAAAAUUUGCGAGCUGUUGUGAAAGUCCUAGAUUUUUUGGAACCUGCAAAGAAAUACUCGAUUGAAGACUUGGAAAAAUCAGAAGCAUCACUUCGUCGUUCUUUGGAACUGUCAUUAAAAAGUUUGCAGGAAUGUGGCGAUGGUGAACUCUAUGCAUAUUAUUCCCCUAUCAUUAUGGACUCCACAGCAAAAUGUGGACAAUUAUCACGAUCCAUCAAAAAAGUGCGCCAUAAUGAGAGUCGUUUAAAAGAAUAUUACUGUGCUCCACAAUUGGGUUUGGAAAAUAUCCUUGAGAUUCUGAGCCAGGCUAUCAGACUUUUUAAAGACUCGCUUAUUAAAGCAGAAGCACGUGCUGUUCGUGCUGAACGAAUGCAGCAACAACGCGUAAAUGCUGGUAACGAUGCCGUUGCAGUUCGUGGAAGCAGACGUCGAAGAAAUGAUCAAAUUAGAACCUUUGAAUCCCCAAAUGUGAAGGAUCUUAUCGACAUAAUUAAUUCAAAUGAAUGUCGCUAA
This is a messenger RNA of Acanthocheilonema viteae, 2775 nucleotides long. The record is from the annotation of a GenBank genome assembly. NCBI's taxonomy places the organism in Eukaryota, Metazoa, Nematoda, Chromadorea, Rhabditida, Onchocercidae.